Molecule: messenger RNA, 2592 nt
Organism: Trichophyton verrucosum HKI 0517
Lineage: Eukaryota; Fungi; Ascomycota; Eurotiomycetes; Onygenales; Arthrodermataceae
Exons: 1
Coding region: 1-2592 (863 amino acids)
Cellular component (GO): nucleus
Molecular function (GO): DNA binding
Source: RefSeq, a predicted model, not a curated record
AUGCCCUCCAAGUCUCGAGAACAUCAUCGACCGCGAGAUCGAGGCUCAGACGAUCAAAGCAGCGAAGCAACCGAAGGAACUGCCAAACCAUCACACCCGUCGCGGACUCGAGAAAAAGACAAAGACCGUCACAGUCGGGCCGCCCAUACUUCCUCCCAUAGUUCGAGCAAAAGGACUAGGCCUAGAUCUGAUAAGGAUAGGUUGAAGGACGAAGUUGGCCGCUCACCAAAUUCACCUACGUCUAGCUUAAAGAUUAAGAAACACCCAUCAACCACCCUCAUGUCCGAAACAAACGAGUUAAAAGUGUCCACUCCCUACCCAAGCUUCUCAAAGGCACACAGCAAGGAGGCUGUGGGAAGUCGGGAUAAUUUGGGCAUACGGAUUAACAUAUUGACACCCGAACCAACAGACCUAACAUCUGCGGAAGCUAAAAAGGACGAACAAAAGCCUAGCUUGACGACCGAAGACAAGACCCAGAGCAAAAGACACAGUCAAAGCACUCGACCUCCUAGCCCUCCUCUCACAAAUGAUGACACAGAGCUACCCCGGUGGAAAAGCACACCCUCUAAUGAUGGCCGCCGGUCAGAGGAGAAGGAAACCCCGAACAAGUCUUCAGGAGAGGCAAAGAAGCAUAGAUCUUCAAGGAGCCAUUCUACUAGGUCUUCCGCGGGCAUCUAUAAGAAGCUAAGUGACCAGACGUUGAAAACCAGUACGAGGACCCGAUCUAGCACCCCAACCAAAUUGAAAAUUUUUGAGGCUCUUCAGUUUUCUCACAGAUCCUCUCCCACUUCAGCACACCGAAAGUCCAAGUCGUCCUUGAAUCGAAAGUCAGCAUCACCCGCCGAAGCUGAAUCCGAUAACGAAAUAAUAGAUGAAACAGUAGACUCAGAUGCUACCUCGAUCGCGCCAGUACAAGUGAAGACGACGGAACAGCUUCCCAAGCUUCGAAACCGCCCUCGCGCAUCAAGGCCUCCAUCACACGCUUCUCCCUCUCCACGCCCUGAUGUACUGACGCAAGAAACGUUAAGAGACCCGUCCGCUGCCUCUCCGCCUCCGCCUCCACCUCCCCCAGAAAUACCGCUUUCAAGACCUAGGGUCGACUACCUGCUCCAAAAUGGCGGACUGCCCUAUCAUGUACCACGAAACUUCCUUGGAGCAGGAGAAUCAGCUAAUAUGCCACAACAUCUUUUCGAACCUGCCAACACAGGAAUGAAGCUAUUCGAACCAUUUUCCAAGCUGUUGAGUGAUUAUAGCCGAGUCAUAGAAAAGAACGGGUCGCUGGCGGUAGCGACGGGGUAUAGGUCCGUUGCCAGAAGACUAUUAGACCGCCUGGAGUCUGUCUUCGCUCGAGAUAUUUCGUCGGAGUCUUGCGAGUGCCCGAUGUGUUGUGGUAGGGAAGAAAAUGAAGUACAACCAGGGGUUAGCUGGGGCGAGGUCCUGGAAUUAGUUUCGGGCCGAGGCGAAUUGCCGACGUGGCCACCCUUCCGGAUGCAACCAGAGCUUGAUCCGGCGACCAUUGAAAACACACAAGAGCACAUACCAAUGCAGAAGCUUGAUAUCGACGUACCUGAGGAAUAUCGAGACCAUUAUAUCAGACAAUCAAGGAAAACAAAACAGGCUGUGGACAAAUGGCUAUCUCGGCAGCCCGACCAGCCCGCUGAGCCUCCAGGAGAGGUUGAUGAUGAGACACUGACGUUUGCUAUUUUAACUUACCUGGAUCCCGAACAAAGAGCCCCCUUUGCAAGCCUACUUGAGUUCCCCCUGGGCCCAGCAGUGCCCAAGAAGGAGACGCCAAAGCCUCCGGACAGGCCACCCUGCCUGGUACUAGGAGCUAUAGCAAUCUACCGUCUCUAUAGGCUGCAGAGCUUACCUCGCGACCCUGAGACGGCCUUGUACAUGGUGAAGCACCCCGACAUGCACAAUGUUCUGGCAACGUUAGCCGCCAUCAGUGACGACGAGUGGGACAUCCUCAUCUCAGGCCGUUUUGACGGGUUCCUGAGGAGUGGAGCGGAGGACAACUCUGUGCCAACUUCGGCAACAGAGCCUCCAUUCGACCCCCACUCCAGCUUUCAAAGGAACGGCAACCAAACUAUGCGUUCAGCCAGCCAGCCGCGUGCCGGAGCUUCCAUCUCUACUGCAGCAGCUGGAACGUAUGGCGCCCCUAUUUCUAUCGACGAAGAAACAGAAAUUGCCGCGUUAGCGGAAGUCGAAAGGGACAUCUUCCUUGGCAUGGAGGCGCUUGAAGACGCCUUUGAGAUUCUGCAUGGAAAGGCGGAAAUGGUCCGUCGAGCGCUGCGUGAGCGCGGUGCCGGCCUUACGGCCGCUAGUCAAGCUCGCAGAGGCUGCAGAUCGAAUAUUCAGAUACUUGCAGGCACCCCUGUGCCAAUGGGGACGCCAGCUGAAUUCGAGAGCGGCACGGACGAAGAUGUUGAUGAUGGAGCUUCAAUUGCACCCUCGGAAUCGGCGAGCAAUAUCAGUUCCAACCGGAGACGAAGGCCCAAGCGCCGAACGGAACGAAGGACACCUGCGCCUGUCGAGGAAGAGCCUGAUGAAUACAAUGAAUAUGUCGUUCCAAUACGCCCAGGGAAAUGA